Molecule: messenger RNA, 729 nt
Organism: Scophthalmus maximus (turbot)
Lineage: Eukaryota; Metazoa; Chordata; Actinopteri; Pleuronectiformes; Scophthalmidae
Product: nucleoside diphosphate kinase B
Exons: 5
Coding region: 173-622 (149 amino acids)
Biological process (GO): regulation of apoptotic process; UTP biosynthetic process; CTP biosynthetic process
Molecular function (GO): nucleoside diphosphate kinase activity
Source: RefSeq, a predicted model, not a curated record
ACACUCACACUCACACACACACACACACACACAGGGACCCCCCCCCCCCACAGUCAACCCUUUAAAUACAGCUCCUCUCCAGUUGCUCGUCCUCGGUGAUCACAUCCCCGCUGCCGGCAAGUCGACUUCACAAGUUCUCCUCAACUCUCUAAACCGAGCCUCCUCAGCAGACAUGGAACGUACCUUCCUCGCCGUGAAGCCCGAUGGCGUCCAGAGGGGUCUGUGUGGCGAGAUCAUGAAGCGCUUCGAGCAGAGAGGCUUCAGACUCGUCGCCGCCAAGUUCAUGCAGGCGUCCGAGGACCACAUGAAGAAACACUACCUGGAUCUGAAGGACAUGCCCUUCUACGCCGGACUCUGCAAAUACAUGUCGUCAGGACCCGUGUUCGCCAUGGUGUGGGAGGGGCAGAACAUCGUGAAGCUGGCCAGGAUGAUGCUGGGCGAGACAAACCCCGCUGACUCCAAGCCAGGCAGCAUCCGUGGAGACCUGUGCAUCAACAUCGGCAGGAACAUCAUCCACGGCAGCGACACCCUGGAGAACGCCAAGACCGAGAUCGAGCUGUGGUUCAAGGCCGACGAGUUCGUCGCCUACACCUCCUGCGCCCAGGCCUGGCUGUACGAGUAGGACCCGUCCCGUCGACCGACCGACCGACCGGCCGGCCGGACCUGGUUCCUCUCGUCAAUCUCAGACAUGUUGCACUUUUCAAUAAAGUCUCAUGUUGUUAACAACAA